This is a messenger RNA of Drosophila elegans, 8997 nucleotides long. RefSeq lists its product as uncharacterized. The coding region runs from base 1124 to 7990 and encodes 2288 amino acids. The transcript is spliced from 19 exons. Lineage: Eukaryota; Metazoa; Arthropoda; Insecta; Diptera; Drosophilidae. The record is from RefSeq and is a predicted model, not a curated record. Gene Ontology annotation, cellular component: membrane.
AAUUUUAUUUCUGUUGCGGGAGGUUGGCGGCGCGCGUGCGAAGCAAAUUUAAUAAAAUUUGAGACAUGGUAAACAAAUAAUUAAUUAAUUAAUAAUCAUUUAUUCAACAAUGAUAAACUGAUAAAAUCGCGCCAAAACGGAUAAAGCCAAAAAUCAAGGCCAGACAUUGAUUAGUGUUUAAUUGUUCAGGUUUUCAACGUACUCGUCGGGGCCUUAAAUCGUGUUAAAUGUUGUUUGUACAAGUAAAUUGCGACAAUUCAGCCGCUUAAAAGUGCCAAAAAGAGCCAGAAUAAAAAAUAUUUGGCUAAAAGAAAUAAGCGAAAAAAAGGAAGCAACGGAAAUUCGGAAAUUUUGCUCUCGCUCUCUUUCUCAUCCUCUCCAUGUGUGUGCGUGUGCAUGUGAGUGUUGGCGUCGCUAAAAAGUGCAUGUGAAAAAUAUUAAGGAAGCCGAAAUAAAGGAAGGCCAAAAAAUUAAUAAAGGCAAACAAAGUGAGGAAAUUGAUGAAAAAACAGCCCAAAGAAGGCCCUUUACAUAAAAUUAUGUUUUGAUUUGAAAAAACGCAGCCAACUGCAGUACACUUGUAUAUGCCGCUGCAUGUGUGUAUGUAGUGUGGAGCAGAAGCAAAAAAAAAACAGUUUUUGCAGCCGGGAUACAAAUUCCAAUUGGAAACUAAAGGAGCAGAAAAGUCUCAUUUGGCGCAUGCGUGGCUGCCAGCAAUAAAACCAAAAGUGAAUUGAAUGGCAUCGAAUGGAUUGGAUGUGUACGCCGCAAGCUCACUGAAUGUUCAAUGAAUUUCGACUUUCGCACAAUUUGCGCGCUUUUCACACUCGAUUAUUGGAAUUAAUUUAGAUACGUAAAAACAGGCAUUUUAUCAAAAUAACGAAACAAGUAUUUUGCAUAAAAACGAACGGAAAUCGAAAGGGACGCCCUGAAGGUCAAUGCCAGAGAGCGGAACGCCGGCAACGGAACGGGAAACAAUGGAAAUGAGAGGAAGCCUGGCAGACAUGCAAAUUUCGGGUGACUUUUGAGGGGUUUGAUUAACAUAAUUCGCUCUCUAAAUAAAUAAUUCGUAUAUCCCCCACAUGCACACAUGGAAAACAAAGCCAAAUAAAGUUGGAGAACAAUGGAAGUGCAACAGGAAAACGAAACUGGGAGAGAAGGGGGAACCCCAAAAUCAGAGAAAGAAGCAGGAGCGAUUAUAAGCAACCAAGAGACUGAAAAAGCGGCCAUGAAAAAGGGUGGAAACGCAGGAUCGGCAAGGGAAUCGGAGUCCCCAAACGAAGCAACCACCACCCGAAAUCGAUAUGAAGAAAACACAACGAAUUCCAUAAAAUUGGAUGGCUUAUUCGCCAUACCAGCCACGCCCCCAAAUAAGAUGGGGUUAAUUACUAAAUCGGCCAGCAGUAGCCGCAGCAGUUCCCUCAAAAAGCAGCGACGUGGAUCGAGAGGAAAAGCUAAUUUGAACGUAAUGGGAACGGAGAAUGGAGUUCCCAAGAGCAACACUGGCACUAAUAGUGUUGGAAACGACUUGAUGAAGCAGUCGCAGUCCAUGACGUCACUGCAGGCCUCGAAUGAGGAGCAGCAGGAGCGUCGUGACGUCAUCCAGGCCAAGCUCCAUUUGGAACGGCCCUACAACAGCCUCAAGAAAAAUUCGUAUAGCAAUAAAUUGCACCGUUAUUCGUGGGGAAGCGGAAACAGUCAGUGUAGUUCCACCAGUCUACACAGCAGCGCCACCUUGGGCCUGGGCUCCUCAGGGAAAGACGACCUUUGGGCGGCCAUUCAAACGAACUACAACUACAUUAUGGACACGAACCUUUUGGACACAUGCAAAGAGGCGCGCUGUGAGAUAGAGGGCGCUACAACAGUCUUGGAAAAGUCCAGCGAAUGCAGUUUUAAGAUGCUUGAUGAGACCCAACGACCAGAAGGUCUCUGUGAGGAUCCCAAGGAGUUGCGGAGAUGGUUGCGUGAAAUGGAGAGUAAAUUGGAGACUUCGCCGACAAUCACAGAGCUGACUUUGUUUGGCAACGCGGAAUUGCAGCGCCAUCUAGCAGUGCACUCGGUGUUGUACCAUGAAAUUGUAUCACACGCUCGAGUGGUGAGCUCUUGCAUUCGAGCCGCCGAAAAGGAGCAGCAACUCCAGCAGCAGCAGCAGCAGCAGCAACAAUUGCAACUUCAGCAGCAACAGCAACAGCAGCAACUGUCGAGUCAACAGCCCGCCUCAUUGACCAGUAACUGCUCCAGUGAGUCAACCAGCGACUCGGCUACGAAGUCGAGCAGCCUGAGCAGUGGUUUCGCCUCCGAUCCGGUGACCACACCCACCACUGCCAUUGGAACCACGGCAGCUGCCCCACCACCAAGUGGCAGCCACCACCCAUCCAAGAAGGGCGAAGGGAACUUGGAGCGACUGAGGGACCGCUAUCAUCUGCUGUAUCUGAAGGCCUUCGAACUGCAACUGUGCCUGGAUAACCUGCUAAGGAAACGAAGCUCCACAGCGAAUGGUUUGGAUGUGGACGAGGAGGAAGACACCGAAGACGACUCCUUUGGCUACGAGGGUGAAGCCACCGAGGACGAUCUGAACGAGGUCAACUCGGAUCUGGAUCUGGAGAACAGUGAUUCCAAAGCGGCCACCCCCGCGGAACUAAUCCUCCAGCGCUGCCAGAUUACAGCCACCCAGAUUGUCUGUGGCCUGGAUGAGUCCCAUUCCCAUUCGCAUUUGCAGUCGCAAUCCCAGCAAAUCGCAUCCCAAGCGGAGUCUCUGCCAGCGGAUCAGCCACGCGAUUGUCUUGCACCUCAAAAGCCCGGCGAUGAGGCUGAUGAGGAGCUAGAGGAGGAGGACGAGGAUCCGGAACUGGGCACCGAUGUGGUGGACUUCCUGAUUGCCAAGCGAUCGUGGAGACAGGCGAACCACCCGAAUCCCAGUGGGGCAGCCACCUUAACCGAUUUCGAGGCGGACUCGGAGAGCAGUGAUUUCGAGCAAGUGCAGCAGCUGAGCAGGAGAGGAUUACCAGUGGUAGUGGGAAGCACCCGAAGGGUCCUAAAUCUCAUAGAGAUGCCACAGGGCAGCAAUCGCAAUAUCAACGGCAGCAACUCGUUGCUGCAACAGCGUCAUCACAAUAUGCUGCCGAAUAAAGCGCAUAACAAAAACAUAGCCGUGGCGGUAAUCACACCCAAUUCGCAUGGGAAUACCAGUCACGGUCACGGGCUAAGUCACGGACUCGGUCACGACCCAUUGAACAAGUCGCCGCUGGGAAUGCGAAAGACGACGCGUCAUCACCACAAUGACACCUCCAAGUUCAACCGCUCCAAUCGCAAGUCGAAGAACUGUGCGAUCUUCUACUUCAAGCACCUGGACACGGACAACGAGCAGGGGAAUACGGGAACGGGGACGGCGGGCAGUGAUCUCCAGAGCGAGGAUGAUCCUCCGUGCCUGAUCCACCGGCGAAGACCCACCGUCGGAGCUGGAGGCGACAUACUGAAAUCGGCUGAUGCCUCAACGGAUGACGACGACGAAGGUUGGCUCUACACGGCGACAGCAGCAGCAGCAGCAACAACAUUGGAAGUUGCCACAACAGCAACUGCAACAUCAAGUGCCGCAGCAACAUCGAUUGUGGAUGGUCUGCAGUCCACGGCCAUUUCCUCGACCACGGCAUCAUCAUCUUUGGGUGGACAACUCCCGCCCAGCGACGACUCCGAUAAGGAGAACAAGGAGGCUCUGGUGGUCAGCACCACGACAAUUACGGCAGCAGCAGCAACAACUGUUGCAAUAGCAGCCUCGCACAACAGCAGCAACUACGACAGCAGCAGCGCCUGCUCCUCCUCGAACUCAAACUCAAACUCCAACGGCAGGCACACAGAGACCUCGGCCACCUCGCGAGUCACCCAACUACAGAUGCAGAUCCACUCGCAGUCGCAAAUGCAAAUGCAGAUGCAGAUGGAGUUCCAAACCAAUGGCAGUGCCAGCGAUGGCAGACACGUCAUUAGCAACAACAAUUGCUACAGCAGUCUACAACAUCAGCAGCAAAACAACAACGAGGGCGAGGCAGCCGAUGAUCAUUUGGCCAAAAUCAAGUUGGGCGUCGAUGAGACAACUGCUGAUUUGGCAAAUGGAAACGCCAGCAUAUCUCAGCAGAUGAAUAACAGUUUUUACAGCCGCGCGGACAUCUGCAACAUCAGCGUGUGGCCAGCAGAAACCGUGACCAGUUGCCACUUGCCACCAAGAUCCCCGGCCAAGUCCACCAAAUCCCAGGCCAGCAGCAGCAACGCCACCAUGUCCGCAUCAAUGAUGCUCGCUUCGCCAGCCAAGGGCAAGGUCUCGCAUGAUUCAAUCAAGCAGUUGGUGCUGGAAGCCGAGCAUUUGGUGCGCGACGCCCAAGAGGCCGCACUGAAGACGCCAACCAAGCAGAAACAUUCCAUCAUUAAGAUCUCGUCGACGGUCAAGAAACGCGAGGUCACCAUGUCGCAUCCCAGCAAGCAGCGUGUCGAGGAGUGGCUGGAGCUCCAGCCCUCGACGCCACAGCUGCUGACCCGCAGCCAAACGCAUGAACUCCUGCCAGGCUGCAAGCCCGACGAUUGCGAGGCAUCCGGAGAGGCAUCUGAAACGGAUUCAGUGCCUCAGGCUGGAGUUGGACUUGGAGUAACGGGAGGAGGAGCAGCCAACGGUGCGGGAUCGGACACCUCGGAGGGAUUCACCGAUUCCAUUGCCACCUGUAUGCAAACGAGCACGAAUUCCUAUGGGAAUUCAACGGAGCGAAUCGGUGGGUCGGCAGAGCCCAUUGGCCAGCCUGUGACGCCUUUGGGCUUUGGCAGCAGCAAUCAGAGCCUGAACGUGAAGAUUGUGAAGCGACCGCAGACGCGUCGCAAAUCGGAGAGACCUUGGUCCGUGUCGUGCCUGUCCCAGUUGACCACGGAUGCGGCCCAGUUGAGCACGGCCCACAGGAUUGUGGAGAACUCGCCACCGGGACUGGCCAGUCAUUCAAUCAGCGAAAGUGCUCUGGAUUCGCUUUCGCCGGGACCCAGACCGCGGGCUGCUUCUUCCUCGGGAACGGGAAGUAAUGCGGCCAGGAAGGCGGACAGCAAGGGAUCGCUGCGGCGGAGGAAGGCCCGCAAGAAGCGCAUUUCGGCCGCCUCGGCUGGCAGGAAAUCGGAUUCGGGUUCCGAGCUGGGUGGAGAUCUCACCCAGACGUUGAUGAAGUCCUGCGAGUCCAUGUCGUCGCAGCAGUUGCAGGAGUUCACCAAUGCCCUACUGAGCAUACAAAAGGGAGCAGUCAUUGCCCCUUUGAGUCCCAAGGGAGACGUCUUAGCGGGAGUCACUCUGCUGGCCGAAGGCGAGGCAGCAGGGGAAACCCAGCAGCUGAUGCUACCCAAAUUCCGGGUGGGAUCCUUCACCACGGCAGGUCUAUUGGCCAGCGAAACGAGAUUGGGCGCCCUCGCAGCUCUGUCCAACUACAUGAACGAGGACGAACAGCAAGCAGAACUCAGCACCGAGGACCAUCACAGCAGUAUUUCGGAGACGGCCUGGGAUAAUUACCAAGAGAAAUACAACUCAGAGAACUAUUCCGAGGGCUUCGAUUCGGAUGCGGCCCGGCGUCUCUUAGAAUUCGGCGACGACUAUCGCAAUUACAUCGACUCGCAGUCGGAUUGCUGCAGUUCCCUGUCGGCGGCCAACAAUCUGGAUUCGUUUUCGCCGCCGCGCAUGGAUUCACUGCAGAAGCACGAGCUGAAGACACUCCACAUCAACCAGGACACAAUUACCAGUAGCGUGGACCACGCCCGCCGCCAGCGCGCAUUGGAGCUGCAGUACGAACGCCGUCGCAAGACCCUGGAAGUUAGACGCAAAUCCUGCCAAGAUAUGGAUGAAAUCCCGAUAGUUGCCAACCCCCUGAAGGAGCAGCAGACUCAGCCGCAAUUGCAGGCCCAGCCUUCGCUGUCUGCCUCCGCCACCGCCUUAAUGACCACGCCCAAGAACCAGUCCACCAGCCAGCAGCAGCUUGGCCAACGCACCGACUCCGUGGGCCGGAAGCUAGAGUUUGGUGGAAUGAGCCACUCGGCUCAGUCCCUGCUGCGUCGCACCUCCGAGAGCGACACUUCGACCAGGAGGCGACGUACUGUGACGGCGGACGAGAGGAGACGCUCCUCCCGCAACUUGGAGAAAUGUAUCAAGCUGAUUCCAGCCACCACUUCAUCGUCCAGUGGAUCGGACUCCGAGGACGGAGAGCAAGAGAUGCGAUCUCUGCUGCAGCAAAGCCGCGACAGGCUGGACGACACCAGAGCCCUGAAGAUCAGAUGCCAUCUGCUCAGACCAGAGGAUUAUAACGAGAUCAUCAACACUUGCCGCGACAAUAUACGCUGCCUGGAGGCCGUGCUGCGCGGUCCACCCGGCACUGUGUUGUCCACCCACUGCGCUGGCCAGACAAAAGAUCUGCUCGCCGCCUGGGAGGACCUGCUGGGCUGGAGCGAGAAUGCCUCGGCUGCCCGCAAGUUGCAGCAGGAGAUGAGCGUGCUCAAGAGCGCACUGCAGCGACUGGGGGACAAGCCCACUCCGGAACUCCUCGACACAGAGCCGGCCAUUCAAAUAGCCGUGGAAGCCCUCAAGCUGGAACAGACGCAACUGGCCAGCUACAGGACCAACAUGCUGCGCCUCAACGCCUCCGUCCACAGCUGGCUGACCAGACAGGAGCGGCGUCUGCAGAACGCCUUGGAGGAACAGGAGCAGCAGCAGGAGUCCGAACAACUUAAGCAGGAGAAGCCGUUGGAGGAGAAGGCUGCGCAGUCCAACGGAGCUGUGGCCAUCACCGUCACCGACAGCAAUGGCAAUCAGGUGGAAGCCCUGGCCACUGGAGAAGCCUCCACCUCCACGGCUGCCUGGGAUGUCCACUCGCUGAUGUCCGCGGAGCAGGAGUUCCACAAGCAUCUUAAGAACGAAGUGAGCGACAUGUACAGCGCCUGGGAUGAGGCAGAUGCCAGAAUCAACACGCAACUGGAGAUGCUCACCAACUCGCUGAUUGCCUGGCGACAGCUCGAGUCUGGCCUGAGUGAGUUCCACUUGGCCUUGGGCCAGGAUAGGGGCACCCUGAAGGGUCUUGAAGGAGCGCUGGACAAGGGACAGGCUACGCCCGUUGAGCUGGCCCAAAAUGUCAAGCUGGUGGCUAAGCUGCUCUCCGAAAAGGUUAAUGUGAGCCAGGAGCAACUGCUGGCCGUACAGCAGCACCUCGACCCCAAUCACAUCUACCACAUUGCCAAGUUUACGGCCUCGAAUGGUUCGCUCUCGGACUCUGGCAUUUCCGAUGGCGGUGCCACUUCCGAUGGUGGCCUCUCCGAGAGGGAGCGACGAUUGGGUGUGCUGCGUCGCCUGGCCAAGCAGUUGGAGCUGGCCUUGGCGCCGGGGAGCGAGGCAAUGCGUUCCAUUGCCGCCCGCAUGGAGAGUGCCGAGGCCGAGUUGAAGCACCUGCAGAACACCUGCAGGGACUUGAUUGUGCGCACGGCAGCCAGCCACCAGCAGAAGCAGCAGCAACAGAGCCAUCAAGUGCCACGCAAGGCCAAUGGACAAGUGAAGAAGCAGGCUGGCAAGGCCAACGGUCAACCGCAGUCGCCUGGUAAACGCGGCAAGGGAGCGCGGAAAGCGCGCCAGACCAAGAACGCUGGCGAGGAUCAGCAUGAGGAGAAGCUCAGUCCGGAGCAGCAGAAUAUGGUGCUGAAGCAUAUUAAGACCCUCGCCAGUGGCGACGGUGGCGACGACCCCUCCGAUGAUCCCUCGCUGCUCUUCAACUUGGAAAGCUCCGAGGAAGAUGCCGAAGAAGCGGAUCCCGCACAGGCCAGCAAACGCGGUUGGGCGUGGCGCAUAGCCAGGGCGGCAGUGCCCAUGCAGGUGGCCUUGUUUACCAUCUUUUGCGUCGCCUGUCUGAUGCAGCCCAACUGCUGCGACAAUCUGAACAACCUGUCCAUGAGCUUUACGCCCCAGUUACGUUAUAUCCGCGGACCACCUCCGAUCUGAGGACAGAAAGCCACUACUUAAGCAGGCCGCCAAUCGUUGUAGGUUACCGUUACGUUAUGUUAAGGCAUUUAACAGCUGUAACUAGAGUUAACCAGCGCAACACCCCGCCACUUAAGCAGAGCCACUAAAAGCUCGCUUUUGGCGCGCGUAUACCGCGCUCAAGGUUUUAUAAGGAAACAGAGCGUUCUCCCCGCCUCCGAAAUGUGCGACACGCAGAGGCCGCCCAAUUUUAUACGUCUAAUUUAGGUAGCGAGCGCGAAAGAAACGCAAUUUAUACUAAGGAUAUAUUUGUUAUUUCGGUUAAUUUCCUACGAGUUUAGGUUGCAGUUCGAUGGAACAUUGAGGAUGUACUUAGGCGGUAAUGCAAUAAUAAGGCAAUGCCCAUGCCACUUGAAAACUGCCGCAUUAUGGAGCUAAUGGGAGGAGCCCACCCCCACAGACCUACCCAGUACAUAUUUAUACAAACAGAAUGAUCAAUUCAGUGGCGUUUCGUAUACUUUUUUGUUUAAAAAACACUAAAGUGCCUACAAAUGCGAACUGUGAACAAGGAACUAUCAACAGAUGACAAAGGAUCCAAUGGUGACUCCAAAUGAGAGUAUCAAUCCAAGGCAACGAAGCAAACAGAAGCUAAAAGCCAACAUCAGUAGAGGAGCUAGCAAUGGAGCUGGCUACAGCAACGAAUGAAAAUCAGAGUUUAUAUUUUUAUAUGCAACGCAACUAUACACAAUCAGUGCGCGAAGACGAAGACUCUUCAGCCCCACACACAUCAUACGUUUUAUGUCUAUUAUAUUAAUAGGAUAAACCUUAAACUUAUUUUGCAAGCUGAAAAAUUCGAAAAAAAAGAAAAACUAGAAAUUAUCACUUAGGUUUGUGUUUGGAAUUCCUAGACUUAGUUUAUGAUUUACUCACUCCUGGCAGAUGAUCAUUGUAAUCUACUUAUAAGGUUUAUAUAUUUUGUGCGUUUUCAAAACUUUCACUUGGCAUUAAAAGAACAAAACAAAAAAAAA